AUGGCGGAGUUGAUCUCCACGAGUCCUCGUGGGAAGGCAUCGGGCCGCUCGGCGAGCGGCCACAUCCCCAGGUUUUCAUGUCGAUCAUGGAAGAAAGAAGACAAAGAGAGCACCGAGAAUACGAGAACAAGCAUCAUUGGGGAUUGUAAUCCAAACCAGACGAGAAGGCGAAAAGAGGCCAGCUCAGAGUUCAGUGGCCGUGACCCAAGUGGUAAAAGGCAUGGGUUCCCUUUCACAGCACACGCCCCUGGACCCGUUGUCUUGGAAGAAGCGAAGGAGAGAUUGGCCAGGACGGCACGAGCAAAGCGCACAACGGCUCGAGGAAAUCUCCCCCAGAUGCCAAGGCGCAACGUUUCAUUGACGAUGCCCGUGAUCGAUCCAGGCCGGCGUAGAAGAGGUGAGGUCAGCGGCUUCCGAGCAGCUUCGAGAGAGGAUCUUCGGGGUCAGAAGCACCUGGGCGUCCCCGCGAAGGAGACAAGCGCUCCAGGGAUGGUCACUGCAGUCGCCACUGGCGCUGUGGAGCAGAGAGGCCGAGGUACCAUCCAGGCAUGUGUGCUCACUGCUCAGGAGGUGGUGAGCGAGAAGAAGAGAAGAAGAAGAAACGAUGAUGGCGGACUCUGGUUGUUGUGGUCAGAACAUCGAGGGAGGAGAACGCAGGACGUCUGA
Molecule: messenger RNA, 666 nt
Organism: Uncinocarpus reesii 1704
Lineage: Eukaryota; Fungi; Ascomycota; Eurotiomycetes; Onygenales; Onygenaceae
Exons: 3
Coding region: 1-666 (221 amino acids)
Source: RefSeq, a predicted model, not a curated record